CCGCCUUCUUUUAGCACCUCGGAUGUGACGUACCUGGCAGCUAGCUCGGUAGAGAGAGUUAACUGCAUGUUUCGACGAACAUCUGAUUGAUAGUUAACAUUUAAACGUAAUAGUGAAUCCUUUCGUUACUAUUUGUUAUAUUUCACACAAAUGGCUUACCCAGGAUAUGGAGGGUAUGGGGGUCCAAUGCCAGGCAUGCCACAGCAGGGAAUGGCCAUGGGGGGGCCUAUGGGAGGCCACAUGGGGGGGCCACCCCCAGCAGGCUACUCCCAGUAUGGAGGGGGCUACCCAGGAACAUUUGGGGCCCCUCAGCAACAAGCAGAUCCCAUGUAUGGGUACUUCACAGCCAUAGCAGGCCAGUCGCCCCAGGUCAGGUUAGGGUCUGUGAUCUGUUCUUGUGGUUCCUGUGUGCAGGAUGGAGAGGUGGAUGCAGAGGAGCUGCAGAGCUGCUUGACUCAGACAGGCAUCAGCGGUAGCUACACCCCUUUCAGCCUGGACACCUGCAGAAUCAUGAUCGCCAUGUUGGACAGAGACAUGACAGGAAAGAUGGGAUUCAACGAGUUUAAGGAGCUCUUCGCUGCUCUGAAUGGGUGGAAGCAGAACUUCAUGAUGUUCGACCAGGACAGGAGUGGGACUGUGGAGCCGCAGGAGAUGGCACAGUCCAUCUCCUCUAUGGGGUAUCGGGUGAGUCCACAAGCGCUGAACGGCAUCAUCAAGCGCUACAGCAGAGGAGGUCGGAUCUACUUUGACGACUAUGUGGCGUGCUGUGUGAGGCUCCGCGCUCUCACAGAGAGCUUUCGGAGGAGAGACACCAUGCAACAGGGGGCGGUCAACUUCCAGUAUGAUGACUUUAUCCAGUGCACGAUGUCCAUCUGAGAGCUUGCGUCGAAGACUGCAGGGUUGGAGGUGAGACUGCCAGCCAGUCUAGUAACCAUGACCACCACGGAAGGGAAAGGGGAGAACCAAUCACUGUUAGCCUAUUUACCACUAUUAGGGUUUGGAGGUCGACUGAGUAUAAGCGACUUGGGUGGAGCCACGCCAGGGAAGAGCCGCAUCUUUGCUUGCCUGCCUUGUUAUCUUGUAUGCAAUGGAAGAAUAUCGUGAAGACCUGGCCCUCAAGGGUGGACUACUAAAUGUCUGCAGUGCUUGUUGUCAAUUCUGUUGCCAGUGAAACCCAAGCAUAAUGAAAACAAAGGGAUACUGGUUUGGAAAUGUGCUGAAAAAGGUGAGGUGAUGUGCCAUAACAAUCUUUCAGAUAUUUAUUCCCUCACCUGUUACCUCGUAUUUUAUAUAACAAUAUAAAAACUGUAGUAUCAACCAUAUAUGCAUCUUACGUGUCAAAUCAAUUUAGUAAAUAGUUCAUAUAUAAAUACAAUAGAUAUAUUUUGUAAAAUAUAUAAUGCUAUGCAUUUUUUUAAGUAUGCUUUGCAUUAUGUUUGUAGUUGUUCUUCGGAGGCCUUUCAUUGUUGUUAGUUUGCGAGAAGAAAAAAAAAACUUUCCAUACAUGCAUAAAUGAAACCCUUUAAUCUUUGUGCAUCCAUAAGCAUGUGCUAACUGGAUAUACUGAUUUUACAUUUUUAUUUUGUCAAUAACUAACCCAGUUGUAACUCAGGCAAAGUAGCACUGUAAACCAUAGAGAACCAUGCAGUAUGCUUUUACUAUGUUAUGUGUGGUAAAGUUACUGUGGAUUGAAAAGUUCGUUUUAUAAUUACAGUAGUGUUAGUUUUGCUGUAUGAUGGCUCUGAAAAUGAGAGCUAUUUUGUUGAGAAGUUAUUUGAUUGAGUUACUAAUGUUCUUGCCAAUGCUGGUUUUGUUGCUGUAAAAUCACGACACAAUAAACACUUUGUAUUGAG
Osmerus eperlanus (European smelt) is the source of this 1853-nucleotide messenger RNA. RefSeq names its product sorcin-like. The transcript is spliced from 8 exons. Lineage: Eukaryota; Metazoa; Chordata; Actinopteri; Osmeriformes; Osmeridae. Bases 151 to 876 code for a protein of 241 amino acids. The record is from RefSeq and is a predicted model, not a curated record. Gene Ontology annotation, molecular function: calcium ion binding.